Molecule: messenger RNA, 1860 nt
Organism: Didymodactylos carnosus
Lineage: Eukaryota; Metazoa; Rotifera; Eurotatoria; Philodinida; Philodinidae
Source: the annotation of a GenBank genome assembly
AUGCAACACACACCACUAGCGAAACAAGAAAUGCUGGAUAAAUGUCAGAAGCAUUAUAACAAAGAUCCAUCAAAAUUAAAAAGAAUUCAAGAGUUUGCUGAUACCUAUAAAAAGGAGGAGGCUAUCAAGUGGUUCACGAAGGAUUCUUUUAUCUACCGACUUCUUAAUAGAGCUCUCCGAACGGAAGAUAUCAAUGCUUUGUACAUAUUUCGUUUCUAUAUUAGUGACCUUUGUUCGAGCCUUGAAGAACGAUGUGAACUUACAAAGGAGUUCAUUAACGUUGGCAAGGUAUAUCGUGGUCUUCAACUUCAUCAAGAACAGAUUGAUAAACUAAAAACAAGUAUAGGCAGUUUGAUAUCGUUAUACGGAUUUGUGUCCACAAGCACAAUCAAAGAGCUGGCUUUAAUAUAUGCAGGAACCGACUGUAAGGAUUUAGUACCGGUAAUAUUCGAAAUCGACUUAGACGCUAAAACAGAUCAGACUAUAUUUACUUAUAUAGCGUACGAGAGUAACUUUCCAGAUCAAGAAGAGAUUUUAAUAGACAUUGGCACGACGUUCAGAAUUAAAGAAGUUGCUCUAGAUAAAGGCGUUUGGACAGUAAGUUUAGCAGCAACUAAUGAAGGUAGAGAGAUUGUUAACGGCUACUUAGCCUUGCAGCAGUCCGAAGUAGCUGAAAUAGGUACUACUAUUUUAUUCGGACGACUUUUAGCUGAUAUGGGUAAAUACCAGAAAUCACAAGGGUAUUUUGAAGGAUUGCUGAAAACACCAGACGGUGAAAAUGUUGCCAAUAUUUACUACAAUAUUGGUCGCGCACUUUAUUUGAAUGGUAAAUAUGAUGAUGCUUUAACUUAUUACAUUCGUGCAUACGAGCAAAGUCAUCAUCCACAAUCUGCGAUACAAGCAGCUCGAAUAUUAAAUGGCAUUGGAAAUGUGUAUUAUAGCUGUAAUGAGUAUGAUAAAGCUAGGAAACAUCAUUUAAGAUCGUUGAAAAUACGGCAAAAGAUGCAUUUAACCGAUCAUUACGAUGUUGCUGAGAGUUUAAAUGAUCUGGCUGGUACUUAUAGCAGUUUAAAUAACCAUAAGAUGGCCGAGAAAUAUUAUUCAGAAGCAUUUAACAUGUACCAGAGGACAUUACCAGCGAAUCACCAUCGAAUUGGAGAAUGUUAUAAUACUAACGGUGUUAUACUUCAAGAGAAAGGUGAAUACGACAAAGCUCUAGUUGCGUAUACAAAUGCUCACAAAUUGCGAAAACGAGUUUUGCUUCUAAAUCACCCAGAUUUCGCCGACAAUCUGUUGAAUAUCGGCAUGAUCUAUUAUCAUCAAAACGAUUAUGAUACAGCCGAAAAAUAUUACAAGGACGCGUUGGUCAUACAAGAACGAGAACUACCAUCAGAUCAUCCAGCUCUGGCACGGACUAUGCAUGAAAUAGGCGUCAUUUAUUAUCGUCAAGACAAUUACAUGCAAGCGUUCAACUACCAUGUAAAAGCUAUGAAUAUCUUCUACAAAAUGUUACCGGCUAAUAGAUUAAAUUUUGCUCGUAGUUUACAUGAAAUUGGUACCGUUUCCUAUGAACUGAAUGACUAUCAGAUGGCUUUCGAUUGUUACAAACAAGCUCUAAAUAUAAAAAAGAAAAUUUUGUCCAAUAAACACUAUGAUUUUGGUCGAACAUUGAAUAAUAUGGGUGCUCUUUAUCAUGCACUAGGAGAAAAGUCUGAAGCAUUUAAAUGUUAUUCAAAGGCACUGAGAAUAUUUCAACAAACAUUAGUCAGUGAUCAUGCCGAUAUUUUGAGUGUAAGAAGCAAUACUGACAAACUUAGAAGUAGAGCAGAGCGUCUGAUAGAUUUAUUCCGAGGCGCCUAA